CCUUGCUUUGGAAGGAGCACAAUUUGCCCCGCCCCUCAGCCAGAGCAGGAUGCCGAUUGGUCAGGGUUCAGUAAACCGCUAGGUAAGCCCCGCCCCCCGGGUGCCUGGCACACCAUUGGCUCUCCCUCUGGCCAAUCUCCACACCCUUCCUGAGCUCUCUAUUCCCUUAGCCCUUCCAACCCCGGGAGAUUUAAACUGGACUUCGGUAGCGAGUACUGCUCUUUAAGCCUUUUCAUAUGGAGAAUCUGCUUCCCCAGAAAGGAGGUAUGUGAAGAGUCUUUGUUCUCUGGGAUUGAGAUGGUGAGUGUGGGAGUCAGCACAGAGCCCUGCCACGCUAGGUGGGAGGUAGAGACAGAUGAAGUUGUUCUACAGCGGCGGCAAAAACAGAUAGAUUAUGGCAAGCGCACACCUGGUUACCAGUGUUUCCUGCAGCAGGUCCCCAAGGCAAAGCGACAGCCAGGACUUCACCCUCAAACACCAAAUAAGAACAGGAGGUACAGCCGUCGCUCGUGGGAUGCCCAAAUCAGGCAGUGGAGAAGAGCUCUACAUUCUUGGGACCCCCCCAGCCAGCCUCUGCAGGGCAGGGGGGCUGAGGGGCAGGGGAUGGAGCAUCUCUUAGAGCCAAUGGGUUCCACCCCUUUGGAUGACCUUUUGAAUGACUGGUUCCAGGCCCUAGAACCCUCAACGAAUCUGGAUGGAGACCAGAAGGGAGCCCAGUUUGCAGACUUGGUGGCUCCUGCCUACUCCCUUCCCUGGCUCUGUGAGGAAGAUCCCCACCACUGGUGCUACUUUGUAGCUGACAGUUACAUAUUUGUCCUAGACUUGAGUGGGGCACAAAAUAUUUAGAGAAAACAGACGUCUUUCAAGGGACUUGCU
Molecule: messenger RNA, 876 nt
Organism: Herpailurus yagouaroundi (jaguarundi)
Lineage: Eukaryota; Metazoa; Chordata; Mammalia; Carnivora; Felidae
Product: oocyte-specific histone RNA stem-loop-binding protein 2-like
Biological process (GO): mRNA 3'-end processing by stem-loop binding and cleavage; mRNA transport
Cellular component (GO): histone pre-mRNA 3'end processing complex; cytoplasm
Molecular function (GO): mRNA binding; histone pre-mRNA stem-loop binding
Source: RefSeq, a predicted model, not a curated record